AUGAGCGGCAGCUUGACCGAGGCCCAGAUUGAAGAAAUCCGAGAAGCAUUCAGUCUGUAUGACAAGGAACGGUCCGGAUGGGUUUCUGUCCAACAGCUCGGCGGAGUAAUGCGGGCCCUUGGAGAGAGUCUCACCGAGGCGGAGAUCUACGACCUGGCCAACGAGUGUGACGUGGACUUCGGUGGACAGGUACAGUUCAAGGACUUUCUAUACGUGAUGAGCAAGCGGCUGGAGGAGCAGAACAGUCUGGUCUGCCUAAAGCAGGCCUUCAAGAUCUUCGAUCGCAACGAAGUGAACAGCUUUACGAUUAACGAGAUCCGAAUGGUGAUGACCAACCUGGGCGAGAAGAUGUCCGAAGAGGACUUGCGCGAGUUGUUCCAGGACAUUGAUCAGGACAAAGAUGGAAAGAUCUCCUUCAACGACUUUGUUACUGCCAUGCGAAGCUAGGAAUUGCAAAUUGUAGGCACAAAUUAACCACGAAACCCUUUCGAAAGAGCCCAACCCAGUCGCGGUUUCCCUACGCCUAGGCGGCACCACUUGAAAUUCCCACCAAAUUCCUUUGGCUCACUCAGCGCAGCGCCAGAAAGUCGGCAGUUAAAACCUUGUCCCGAGAAGUCCACUUGUGUGUGUGUCCAUGUGGCACGGCGCGUGACUCCGAAACGGUCGCAUGUGCCUAAUGGCCGCUGGGGAGUGCCAGGAUAUUCGAAAGGGUGAUGGCGAUGGGCCAGAGCAAUCAUAAAAACGAGCCACGCUGAUUACGAUGCCAAUUUAAAUAUUUGACCAUGUGCUGGACUGGACUGGACUCGCUGGUUCCCUUUUCGUCUGACCAAGUUUACAAGUGGCAUGAUUUUGGGUUCAAGUCUUAUCGCACCUUGCUCUUUAAAUUACCUUGUUAUCUAUUGGCAACCUUAAUACGCAUACAACAUACAUUGUCCAUGACUCAUUCGGCAAUUAUAAAAAGCACGCCUUGCCAAUAAAAUAUUGUCAAGUGA
Messenger RNA from Drosophila simulans, 992 nucleotides. Its product is annotated as calmodulin-1. Lineage: Eukaryota; Metazoa; Arthropoda; Insecta; Diptera; Drosophilidae. Gene Ontology annotation, molecular function: calcium ion binding. The coding region runs from base 1 to 447 and encodes 148 amino acids. The record is from RefSeq and is a predicted model, not a curated record. The transcript has a single exon.